AUGAAACCUAAAGAACUUCUGGAAGUCUUAAGGAAAAAUAGUGAUGCUCAGGUAAAGUCUGAGUUUGUUUGGGCAUUGAGCUAUCAACUUAGUAACUCUUUUACUAAAAAUUCUAAAGAGAUAAUAAACGAAAAUUUGAUCGACGAAAUCAAUAGUAUUAUUGAAGGAUCAGAAAAUAAACUCAAUCAAACUUCUGUAAUCUUUUUAAAUGAUCAAUUACAAAGACAUUUCUUCGGUAAUCAUUUAGACUAUCGGCAAAGUUCUUAUGUUCGAAUAAAGACAUCAGCUAAUUAUUUGAAGAAAAUGCCUCAAAAAUUUGUCACAAAAAGUCAGCAAACAGUUAAGAUUAAACAUAAAAACACCGAAUCAGAAGAAUCAACUGAUAAAUUAAAUUCGGUUAAUGUGUUUAAGAAUUUAAAUAAGAAAAUUACGAUAAACUCUAACAUAGAAAGUCUUCCAACUAUACCAGAGCAGGGUGGAAGUGACACAUCAAUCUUUCGGAAUACCUAUAAGGAAGUUGAGCAUCUUUAUAACACAAUAAAAAGUGGGAAAACAUUGAAGAAAAUGGAUAAGGAUGUAUACCUACCAUCCAAAUUUAUAGGACCUGAGAAAAAAUGGCUGCCUGAAAAUGCAUAUUCAGCAAAAUGUUGUAUUGUUCCUACACAGAGAAUGCUUUUUCAAUAUGUAUAUAGUAUCUUACUACCGCUAUUUAUAGAUAGAAUGAUUGCCGCUAUAUUUCUUGAAAUAUCAAAAAACCAAAUGUUGCAUGGAGAUGCUAUAGUAGUACUAAUGGAUUGUAUAGAUUCUUUAGAUAAUGUAGAAAUAAAAAUUUUUGGUGAUGCUAAUAAAAAAGCAAAGGCUGCCAAUGACAUUGCAUCGUAUAAUCAUACAAGAAAGAAUUGGAAAAUUAUCAAUACUUUAAUGAUUCCAGCGAUAAUAAUAUUUAAAUCUGCUCCAGAUAUAGUUGCAAAUGCGCUACAUGAAAUCAAUGAAAAAGAGACUACAGAUCCAAGAAAGAUAAUAGAAAUUUUCUCAUCUCAAAUCAUUCAAAUCAGACUCGCAGCAAUUUCAGCUAUUUAUAAUUGUGCUCGAAGAAAUAGCGCAAUUUUAAACGAAGGACAAUUGAGAAAGAUUGAAAAAUGUCUCGUAGAUGAAGAUAUUGAAUUCCGUGAAUUUAUAAUAAAAAUAUUGCAGAUUAGUAAUGAUGCAGAUUACAAAAGUGUCUUCGAAAAAUGUUUAGAAAACAUAGAACAAAAUGUCAAUAUCGAUGUUUCAAUAAACUAUGUAUAUCAACAGAGCGAGGUUGAACAGAGAUGUCAAGAAUUAUUCAAUCUAGAUUUAAUAACAAGAAUAAGUGAUUUAUUCAGAGACUCUAGAUUAAAUGCAGAAACGAAAGCACGUUUUUGUUUGAUUAUCAAUAAUUAUCUUGAACAUAGUUAUACUAAAGGUUUGAAUGACGUUCAAUUAGAAAAUUAUGUUUAUUUCAUAAAUGAUCCACAGGUUAGUAGUGAUUCAAAAGUUAAAGCAUUGAUAUCCAUAGUUUUGACUGCUGAAAAAAAUCAUCUGUUGCCUGAGUUUGUUAUUCAAACUCUAAUUGAAAAUAUCAACAGUAGCGAUGAUAAAUUUGAUAAUUUUAUUAUUGUCACAUUGGGAAUCGUUUCUGAAAAACAGAUAAUAACAAAGAUUGAUAAACUGUCAAUUAAAUUAUUAGAUGACUGGAUUAUAGUUGGAGAAGGAACUGAUAUUACUUUUGAGCAAAGCUCAAAAGCUACCUAUGAUUGUCGAUCGAUUUCAUCCAUAGUAGCUCAGAUCUUUGUCAAGUCUUUGCAAAACAAUGUAAAAAUCACCGAGGAAAGUCUUGAAUACCUCGCUAAGGCACUUAAUAGUAAUGAUAAACAAACACGCAUUUUAUCAGCAAAAUCUCUAUAUUUGACUUCAAAGACUCAUCGUAUUAAAAAUGAUGUUUUACUUGAAUUAAGAGAACAUGCAGAAGAUAGAAUACCUGAUGUUUCUGUCUACUCAAUCGUUGUAUAUGCCGAUGGUUUAGCGAAAUUGUCAAAAUCAAAGCAGCCAAUUAUGAGAAGUCAUAUUGAAUUUUUACCAACAAUUUAUGUAUUCGAAGAUUUACAGUUAGGCGAAGAAAGUUUUGCUGACAAAGUCAAUCAGAAUAUUUUAUAUGUUUUGUCGAAUGAUGAUAAAGUUGAAAAAUUUAAAGAUAAUGUAUUUCAAAUUUUUGACCAUAUUUUAUUGUUUGAAAAUCGUCAUCAAGCAGACGUAAUCGACAUACUUCGUCAUUAUUCAGCGGCGAGACAUCCUAUACCAGAGAGUACAAUUUUUGCAUUAGAGCAUGUAGUUGAUAUACCAGAAUUUUCUAAUAAAGUUUUAGAAGUAUUUGAAAACAUGAUUAAAAACAAACAAAUCGUCAGUGAUAAAAUUCUUCAUAUUUUUGUCGAUACACUUUAUCUAUCUGACAAUGAACAACGAAGAAAAAAAUCUUUUCAAUUACUCGAUACAGCUAACGAUAAUCAAGAUAUAUCAGAUAAAAUAUUUGACAUAUUAGAAUUGGAAAGAGCUGCUCUUAAUAUUAGUUCACGUUCUGUGGAUAGUGAUUAUGCUAUUGCUUAUUUAGAAACAAAAACAAAAGAAGGUAAAAUACUAACAAUUAAUGGAUUUAUAGAAAUAAAUAAACAAAUCGAUAAGUUGUUUUUACUUGUUGACAAAAUCUUGAAAGUUUUACAUAAUGUUUCAAUUAAUGGACAAAUAAUACCUAAUGAGUUAGUUGAUAAACUUGUAAAAAAAUUUGAUCCCGUACAACAACAGUAUUAUUUGAUUAAAAUUUUUGAAAAUUUAGUUAAAAACAAUCAAAAUAUUCCAAGUGAACUCUCAUUGAAAUUGGAGAAAGCGUUAGAAUAUAAAAUUAUGUAUGAUCAGGUACUCUUCAUUUUUGUUCUUCAAGGACAAAAAGGAGAAAACUUAUCACCAAACAUCAUUUCUAAAAUUUUAGAUAAAUUUUCAAGUCUAGAUAAUUCAUUGAUCAUGCAACAAUACUUAUCUGCUAUUUGUUCAGUAAUUAAAAAAGUAGACUGUUUUGAAUAUGAUUCUAAAAAUUCUUCUUCAAAAACACAUUCUCAAGUGUUCGACAUUAGUUUAAUCGAUCGUGUUCAAUCAGCUUUAAUUCAUGCUCUUGAAACGGGUAAUCAAGACGUUAUUUGUAAAAGUAUCAGUGGAUUUAGCGAACUUACUUCACUCGGUACAGUUAAAUUACAAGAUAAAAGCAUAGAGGUUCUGCUAAGUCUAGUAACAAAGACCAUCUGUGAUAAAAGUAUGAAAGAGGAAAUUAACAAGAUAUUAGAUAGUUCUAAGCUAGAACAGGAUCAAAAAUGUAUACUUGAACUCUGUAAUCUUAAGUAUGACUCGAACGAUCAAUUCCUAGAUAUUUUAGCUAAGUUUGAUAAACCUAAAUUACUAGAACAAAAUUUUGAUCAAAUAAAUUCUAUAAUUGAAAAUUGUCCAAAGUUGAAUAGCAAGGCAUUGGACAUUCUGCUUGAGUGUUCGAAUAAGAAAGAUAUUCCGGAUAAAUUGUUAAAUAGUAUUCGUGUUUUACUGGCGAGUACUAAAUCGGCAACGAUUAAUUCAUUAUGUUGUCGAUUGAUACAUGAAAUGACUGAAGCAGAAAGAAAACUGACGGAUGAUAUUAUAUCACUUAUUUUUGUUCAAGAUAAAAACGAAAGACCAUUAGAAAUCUUGAAAACAAUUUCUAGAAAUCAAACUAUUUCACAAGAAUUGAAAGAUAAAAUAACACUGUUCUCAAAAAUAGAAUCGACAACGAGUAUUGACAUCACCAUUCUUGAUGAAUUUUUAAAUAAUAUACGACAAGAAUUACAGAAAAAUCAAACACUUUCUCAUGUAUCAAUUGAAAAACUAUUUUUAAUUCCAAUUUCGAUGAAUCCCAUAGAAAAUAGCUUCAAUAUAGACGUCGAACAAAAAUUACUCGAUAUCUUUGCUGAAAUAUUAAUAGAAAAUCCUGAUUAUUCUUUAAAUCAAUCGAUUGUUGACAGGCUAGAAAUGGCUCUU
This is a messenger RNA of Rotaria socialis, 4074 nucleotides long. Lineage: Eukaryota; Metazoa; Rotifera; Eurotatoria; Philodinida; Philodinidae. The record is from the annotation of a GenBank genome assembly.